AAUCCACAACAGUCACCGCAUCUUCAUAUUUCGGUUCUCGCAGGCUCCUGGCAUUUAGACCCGGUGUUUGGCAUUCUUAUUCUGCAAGAGUCGAUCUUUUUGAAUUGUCCUAUAGAAAAUACUGUUUUCGAGUCGAGACGAUAGAUAACAUUAUGUCGGCUCCAGCAAAGAAACGAUCGAUUCAGCCACGCGAGUCUAAAGAGAUUGAUUCCGACGAUCAAGAGGACAACGUCGACCAAAUGAUAAUUAAUGUAGAAUUUGAGGGUCGCAAUCCAGAAAGUUCUGACUUCCAUAGUGUUAAACAAUUAUUACAACAGUUGUUCUUAAAAGCUCAAGUAAAUCUAUCUGAUAUGGCUUCAGUAUUGAUCAAUCAACGUAGCAUUGGGAGUGUGAUCAAGCAAGUUUUUGAUGAUGAAGUUGAUGAUGAUGAUGAUGAUGAUGAUGAUGUGGAUAGUAAUCAAGUUUUUGGAAUUACUUCAGUUCUUAAUAUGGCCGAUCGGAACACUGAUUGUGUAGAACAAUUACACAAGUUGAUGUUGGAUUUAAGCAAACAACAUGGAGAAAAUAAUACAUCAGAUUUCAUUAACAACUUAUUAAAUGAUAAUCAAAAACCAGUUGGGCUGUUAAUAAAUGAACGAUAUGUCAACAUACCUCCUCCAAUAUCUGUACCGUUAUUACAGUCCAUUAGUAAAGAAUUAACCAAAGCAAAAUCUAAGAACCCAUCAAUUGAUUUUUCUUAUCUUAUCAUGAUAUGCAAACUUUAUAAGAUGAAACAGAGUAAGAAAGAGAAUAAAAAUAAACAGGGUGAACAAAUAAUUUGGUCAAAUGCUGAGGAAGAAAUUUUUGAUGAAGAAGCAGAACUCAAGUUUGAGUUUUGUGUACAAAACGAAAAGGGUUCUGGUUUAGCUGGUAGCUGGGAUGAAGGAGAUUCCGAGAUGAUUCCCUAUAGACGUGUUUUACUUUUCCCUGCACAAAAGCUUGAUGUCAUUAUUAACAAAAUACAAUUAUUGUUAAAUAGCCAAUAAAUAAUAAAAGUUGUUAAAUACAGUAAA
Molecule: messenger RNA, 1052 nt
Organism: Sipha flava (yellow sugarcane aphid)
Lineage: Eukaryota; Metazoa; Arthropoda; Insecta; Hemiptera; Aphididae
Product: protein BCCIP homolog
Exons: 6
Coding region: 153-1025 (290 amino acids)
Cellular component (GO): nucleus
Source: RefSeq, a predicted model, not a curated record